Molecule: messenger RNA, 549 nt
Organism: Ectocarpus siliculosus
Lineage: Eukaryota; Phaeophyceae; Ectocarpales; Ectocarpaceae
Source: the annotation of a GenBank genome assembly
AUGGCCCGAAAAGAGCUGCCGCAAGCCCUUACCCUCGAGAAGUUUGCCGCUGGCAAAGACGGUCGUGCUAAUGCCUUCAAGAAAAAGAAACAAGCCAAGAAGCGCAAACUGUUCGAGAAGGCCCAGCUCAAACGACAGUACGCCAAGCUCUUGAAAAAGGAAGCGGUCACGGCAAGAGGGGAACACGGGCCUGACGCUCCGCGAUCCGAUGGUGCGGCUGGUGUCGGGAAAGAGAAACGUGCUGGCCGUUUGGUCCUUACACCCAACCGGAAGUGGAAAGAAGAGGCAAGUGGAGGAGAACUGAAGCGAAGGCGGGAACUUUCGGAUGAUCGCCAGAGCGGAGAGCGACAGCAAGUGGCAGAGGGGCGGAAGCAAGAACAACGCAAGCCGGGAAAGUGGAGGAGACCAGAGCACCGACCAGACCCUUUCAAAGCUGCUAAGGCACUCCAAGGCGUUACGACAAGGAGAUCAUUUGGGGGCUCACCCAAGACUGACGUUCAGCACAGUGCUUUGCUCGUGGGCCUUGUGCAGCACAUCACAGCUGUCUGA